Messenger RNA from Daldinia caldariorum, 5029 nucleotides. Its product is annotated as P-loop containing nucleoside triphosphate hydrolase protein. NCBI's taxonomy places the organism in Eukaryota, Fungi, Ascomycota, Sordariomycetes, Xylariales, Hypoxylaceae. Gene Ontology annotation, biological process: transmembrane transport. Bases 221 to 4732 code for a protein of 1503 amino acids. Gene Ontology annotation, molecular function: ATP hydrolysis activity; ABC-type transporter activity; ATP binding. The transcript has 3 exons. The record is from RefSeq and is a predicted model, not a curated record. Gene Ontology annotation, cellular component: membrane.
AAGAAACAAAGAGUCACGUCACUGGGACGACCAGCGCGCAAAACGUCCAGCAAGCAAAGGUAGCUGGGUGAAGACCUCAGCGAAAUCCAAGUGAAAAUCCAAUUAUAGCCUUCUCACCGGAGCCUCUGGGCUGUCUUCUACACACUUGUGUACCUAUUCUUGUCAACAACUUACAGGACCGUCGAAGCGCCACACAACACAGCGGGAUCCUCUGCCCGCCAUGUCCCGAAAGAACACAAAGCCCAGGGAGGGAUCUAGCUCCCGAGAAGACCACGGCAGAGCGUCUAACCAUGCGCGACCCGUAGGAAUCGAUCUGCAGCGUUCGCAGCCCCCUUCCUUCAGGCAUCUUUUCGCCUUCGCAAGUUGGCGCCACAGCGGAAUAUUGGCUGCGGGCCUGGUCGCGUCGCUGCUCGUCGGAGCCAUGAGAGCCGCUUCUGCCAUCCUCAUAGGGAGGAUCUUCGCCGUUGUCGCCGAUUUCGGUUUGGGGCGAUUGGACGGGCCGGGCGCAUAUGCUGAGGUCUCGUCCUGGUGCGUUAUCUUGACGCUGGUCGGGGGAGCGGCCGUUAUUGUCAAUUUUGCCUUUAUGUUUCUCUGGUCCGUCUUCAGCGAGAUACAAGCCAGAAACAUCCGCCGCGGAGUAUUCGGCGCCUUGCUCACCAAGGACAUCGGCUGGUUCGAUCGUCAGGAAGAAGGGAUACCUAGUUUGCUGGUGAAAAUCCAAACUCAGAUCAGAGAGCUUCAAGUAGCGUCUUCUGCAACUCUCGGGUCUAUCGUAGCGGAGAUCGCCACGUCCGUUGCCAACCUCAUCGUCGCCUUUUACGGCUCGUGGAAACUCACGCUCGUGCUCCUCGCUACGGUCCCCGCCAUCGUAUUGUUUCCUGCUUGGCUGAGCGGCAAGCUGAACCGGGCUAUACAGGCACAGAAGCAAGAUAUAGGACGAGCAGCCAAGCACGCGAUAUCAGCCUUGACCGCCGUGGACAUCGUCAAAACCUUCAACGCCGUGGACCACGAAGUCUGGCAGUAUCUCCAAGCGAUCCGAAGAUCCAUGGACUCCUAUCUCGCGCUGGCUAGGACGAGCGCGUGGCAAAUCAGCUAUAUACGGCUAUGGCUGGACGGGAUAUUCGUGCUGGGAUUUUACUACGGCGCCGUCCUGGUAAACCAAGGGCUCAACCCGGGGAGCGUCGUGACGGCUUUCUACGCGGCCCUCGGCGCUCUGCAGGCCAUCUACACCAUCGCGCCCGUGUAUGUCUCCCUGGCAAGGGGGAUGGCCGCCGGUCAGGAACUUGAUUCGAUAGCUCACAACAUCGAAGGCGGACGAAGGAUAUAUCAAAUGAUGGGCAGCUAUCGCCCGAUCGACUGUGCUGGGAAAAUUGAAAUUAACGACGUUAGCUUUGCGUACCCAUCAAAUCCGACCCAGCAAGUCCUCAGCAGAUGCUCCUUUGCCUUCGAUCGGGACCAGCUAUAUUUUAUCAUCGGGCGUAGCGGCUCGGGGAAAAGCACCUUGGGUAAUCUUCUAGCGAAGUUUUACGAGCCUCUCAGCGGUAAUAUAUUGAUAGACGGCCACGCGCUCAAGACCUUGGACUCCGAGUGGGUAAGGCACAAUGUCACCCUCAUUCAGCAGUCGAGCGUCCUCUUCAACGAUACCAUUUAUGCCAACGUGGCCAUGGGCCACAGAACCCCUCACGAAGUAUCUAGGAGAGGAGUCGAAGCCGCGUGCAAGGCGGCUCUGCUACAGUCCAUGCUGAUAGAGCUUCCCAACGGCUUGGAUACCUACGUAGGGACCGGCGGCAUCAGCCUGAGCGGCGGCCAAAAGCAACGAUUAGCGGUAGCGAGAGCAAGGAUACGCGAUCCGCCGGUCCUCAUACUCGACGAAGUUACAAGCGGGCUCGACCCGACAAAUCGAGGCCUUCUUAUGGACGGGAUCAGACAAUGGCGACGAGGAAAGACGACCAUCAUCAUCACCCACGAAGUAGCGCAGAUAGAUAGCGAAGAUUACGCCUACGUCAUGGAGGACGCGCGAGUCGUACAGGCGGGCUUCCGUCGGGAUCUGCAGAGGCAGAAAGACGGUAUGUUUGCUACUUUGGCGUCUUCGGCAUCAAGCGACGAAGUUGGGUUAGAUCAGAAAACUACCGCGAACGAACCGAGAAACAACAAGCCAAGCGCUGCGGUCGGCCCGUUGGCCCCUAAGACGGCCGCGUCGCAGGACCUUACUUCUCCGGGCUACGUUUGGCCUUUUGGAGGCCCGGACGCUAUCCAUAUCCAUAGGGGGAGCAUGACGCCAGACCUAGGAGCCUCGGUCAUCCAGGCUCAGCUGUUUCGUAUCAGGAAAGAAGAAAAGGAGUCUACCCGAUGGAGCGUCUUGGAUACUCCCGGAACGCUUCUAGGAACGCCCCUAGGAACGCUCAAUCCCUCACGCAGAAUGCUCUCGACCCUGUGGUGGCCUGAUCAGUACCAUCUCUUUCAUAGCGAGUCGAACCAGAAAAGGCCUCUCAGCAGAAAUAGCAUACUGCACCUCCAAGAACUGGGAAACACGGUGAGGAAAACCCGCAGCCUUGCUGGUAAGAACCGGCGGCGCGUCCCAACGAUCACCGCCGAAGAUAAUUCCGGGACUCGCGGCAGCGAUAAGCCUCAGACGUUAUCCUUAUGGGCUAUCUACAAGACGGUCUGGCCGCGGUUGGCCACGAAGGAGAGGAUGUUCCUCAUCGUGGGAUUCCUCACAUGCAUCGUACUGGCGGGCUUGGUCCCGGCUUUUUCAGUCUUAUUCGCAAACCUCCUGGCGGUCCUCUUUUCGAGCGGAGACAAGAUGGCCGCCGGGCAGAAAUGGGCGUUGUGCCUCUUGGCCGUCGCCUGCACAAGAGCAGCGGCAACGUACCUCAACCAAUAUUUAAUGCAGAGAGCGGGACAGGCUUGGGUAAACUCCCUGCGUAUCAGAGCGCUGAAUAGGGCGUUGCGACAGCCCAGAUCGUGGUUUGACGAUCCGGCGAAUUCUGCCGUGAGGAUCAACGAGUGCAUGGACAGAUACGCGGAGGAGAUGAGAAACCUCGUCGGGCGCUUCGCCCCGCAGCUCUUGCUGGUUGUCAUCAUGGUCCUCAGCACGAUUGCGUGGGCGCUGGUCAUCUCGUGGCGGCUCACGCUAGUAAGCCUCGCCAGCGCGCCAGUCUUCAUCGCUGCCACUCAAGGCCACUCCUUCGUAUCGGAAAAAUGGGAAAAUUUAUGCCUCCAAGCCGCGGAUGACACCAGCGCGGUGUCAACGGAAACCUUUGUAAACAUACGCGUCGUUCGAGCGUUAACGCUGGAGCAGCUCUUCUCGGACAAGCACGAAAAGUCCAUCCGUAAAGCAUUCGAUCUAGGAGUCGAAAAAUCCGUAUGGACGGCCAUCCCGUACGCUUGUUCGCAGUCCAUGGUCUGGUUUAUCUUCGCGCUGACCUUCUGGUACGCUAUGAAGCUGCUCACGACUGAUGGAGGAGUCACGGUUCCUGCUAUCCUCCAGGUGGUAAACCUAUUAGUCCUAGGUGUCACGACCGCUUUCGGCAUACUGAGUUCCAUAACCGGAGUUUCCGCCGCGCAAGCCACCGCCUCUCGCCUGAUACACUAUGCCUACUUACCCCUCGACACCUCCCACGAGUCCAGAGGCAAGAUCCUCCUCGUGAAUCCCUUCCCCAUCAAGAUGGAGGGUCUCUCCUUUACCUACCCGUUGAGGAGGCGUACCGUACUUCGAAACCUCACCCUCCAAUUCGACGCCGGCGUUUCCACAGCCAUCGUCGGGCCUUCCGGCUGCGGUAAGAGCACCAUCGCAUCCGUAAUCCUAGGCCUCUACGAACCCGACAGAUCCGGAGGGAGACGAAAUAGCACGGACGAAAAACGACUAACCUUCGCUUCCACACCAGCCGCGCUGCUCAACCUCGCCGGCCUACGAAGCCAUAUGGGCUACGUUCCGCAAACCCCCGUCCUCUUCCCCGGCACGCUGGCCGAGAAUAUCGCUUACGGCCUAGCGGAAGAUUCGCCGUUGUACACCCCCGAGAAUAUCCAGAGGGCGGCUAAGCAAGCAGGCAUCCAUAACUUCAUCCGCACCUCUGCGGCAGGUUACGACACGGUCGUCGGGGACGGGGGACAGGCUCUCAGCGGCGGCCAAGCGCAGCGAGUCUGCAUCGCGAGGGCUCUGGCGCGCCGGCCCAAGAUUCUCCUAUUAGACGAGCCUACGAGCGCGCUGGAUGCGGUCAGCGCUAGAGACGUGCGACAUACGAUAGAGUCGCUUAUGCAGCCUACGAGAAAGCUUAGCGUCUCCGACGGGAGGCGACAAGAGCUUUCUGUUAUCGUUGUCACUCACAGCAAGGAAAUGAUGCGCCUGGCAGAUCGAAUCGUCGUGAUAGACCAAGGCAGCGCGGUAGAGUCCGGUUCUUACGACGAGCUGCUGGCAAGGAAUGGCAAGUUUGCAGAGCUGUUGAGCGGUGGGCUCUGGCUUGGAGAGAACGUAGAAGAUGAUGAUAAUUCGAAAGCAUCGAAAGCACCGCAAGAAGCGAAGGAGGAUAGGCGGGUGGUCACAAGCGAUCUUCCGCUACGCAACGCGGGCGAGCCAGACUUGAACUACCAUACUACCACGCCGAAGUGGGUUGGCUUGAGAGAUACGCAAUGGACAAAAGAUCGGGGUCCGUCUACGGGGAUUUCCAGCCCUCUCACGAGUCCGUUUGGCGCGUCCCGAAGAAAAGAGCGAAAGGACGGCAGCUGGGGCUAAUUCGCGAGCUUAUCAAUGCCUGUUUUGUAGAUGGAGGAAGCAUAGGUGUUAAUAGUAUUAAUAGUAUUUAUUCCCUAAUCAGUCUCCUUGAAUCUCACUGCCCGUCGAAGAAGCUGCCAGUAAAUAUCCCAUAAGCAAACCUCUGCUAGGUACGCGCGACCGUAUAGUAUCGGACACGUCGUACUUGGACGAGGCGAGCUUCAAGAGCAAGGUAUCUAACAGUCCUAACAGUCCUAACAGUUCUGGCAGUACUUAUUUACGAACCUGCAGAAGGUCAGCGUUUUUAUCUGUAAAGUU